GGCAUCCUUUGGCACUCCACACCUGGCACCGCCAUGGUCUUCGAGCGAGUAGACGUCACAGCAUUCUCUCCAGUGGACCGACGCAUUUUGGUGCCGGUGCCACCUCCGCCCGUCUUCCUGGCCUGCUUGGCUUCAGCGGCCUUUUUGAAGUUCACCCGGAGUCCUCUCACUUUGCUGCCGCGCUUGGUGCCUCCAAGCAUGCAGCUGGCACUCCGGGGCUCCGGUGCUUUGGGCGCCGCGCUGGGCGUUUGGUACUCCUAUAAGGCGAUGUACCACGUACUGGCACAGCAUUCUCCUGUGGCCCAUGGACACCAGGUUCAAACCUUGGUCGUCGAUGGUCCAUACGGACAAUGCAGGCAUCCCAUGUACGUGGGCAUGUUGGGCACCAUGAUGGGCUUGGGCAUCAUGCAGAACACCUGGUGGGUGGGCAUCAUGUCUGUCCCGUUCAUGGCAUACGUCGGCGGCUACAUUGUGCCCUUCGAAGAGAAGUACCUGGCCAAGGAAUUCCCCGAGGAGUGGCAAGACUACGCUGCCAAUGUGAAGCGCUAUGGCAUCCUGUAAAAGAAGCCAAUUCAAAGGUCUGUCUACGUCAAGUCGUACGAACCCACACGAGUCGAGUCGCGCGCCCCGUUUCGUGGCGAACGGAGCUCCCCGCGGAGCUCCCCGCGGCGGAUGCACGCGCUCCGCGGAGCCGGUGCACGCGGGGGCGGCGCAGUUCACCGCGCCGGGCGGCGAAGAGAGGUCACACCGUGCUGCGAAGGUC
This is a messenger RNA of Durusdinium trenchii, 763 nucleotides long. The record is from the annotation of a GenBank genome assembly. NCBI's taxonomy places the organism in Eukaryota, Dinophyceae, Suessiales, Symbiodiniaceae.